Beta vulgaris subsp. vulgaris (sugar beet) is the source of this 1348-nucleotide messenger RNA. RefSeq names its product cathecol O-methyltransferase 1. The transcript has 5 exons. Lineage: Eukaryota; Viridiplantae; Streptophyta; Magnoliopsida; Caryophyllales; Amaranthaceae. The record is from RefSeq and is a predicted model, not a curated record. Gene Ontology annotation, molecular function: S-adenosylmethionine-dependent methyltransferase activity; O-methyltransferase activity; protein dimerization activity. Gene Ontology annotation, biological process: methylation. Bases 46 to 1155 code for a protein of 369 amino acids.
AAGAACUAAAAGAAACAGACAAACAAAUAAAUUCGGGUCGAACAAAUGGGUGACGUACGAGGACUAGCCGAUGGUUGCACUAUUCCCUUGGUUGAAGAAGAAAUCGAAGAAAACUAUGGAUAUGCUUUUCAGAUAGCUCAAUCGAUGGCGCUUCCUAUGGUUAUGCAUACCAUCGUUGAGCUUGAUGUCCUCGGAAUCAUUGCAAGGGGUGGUCCUGGCUGUGAGCUCCUAGCAUCGGAGAUCGUGGCAAGUUUGCCGGAAGUUCGAAACCCUAGUGCUGCAUCUAUGUUGGAUAGGAUGUUGUGGCUCCUUGCGACGUACAAAGUUGUUACUUGCUCAAUUGUUAAAUCUGAAGAUGGUGGUGUCAAGAGGAAAUAUGGGUUAGCACCAGUUGCUAAGUACUUUGUUCCUAAUGAAGAUGGUGUAUCAUUGGCUCCUCUAAUGAGCUUGAAUCAAGAUACCAUUUUUGUUAAUAGUUGGUGCAAGUUGAAGGAGGCAGUGUUAGAAGGAGGGAUCCCAUUUAACAUGAUACAUGGAAUGCAUGCAUUCGAGUAUCCUAGCGUAGAUCCAAAGUUUAAUGAGAUCUUCAACAAGGCAAUGUAUCAUCAAUCCACAUAUAUCAUCAAGAAGGUCCUGACAGAAUACAAGGGUUUUACAAACAUCAAACAACUCGUUGAUGUAGGUGGAGGUUUAGGGCAUACUCUUCGCAUCAUUACAUCAAAACAUCCUAACAUACAAGGGGUUAACUUUGACCUAUCUCAUGUCAUCGAACAGGCACCUACAUAUCCUGGAAUUGAGCAUGUUAGCGGAGAUAUGUUUGAAAGUGUACCUAAAGGAGAUGCCAUCGUAAUGAAGUGGAUACUUCAUGAUUGGAACGAUGAAUGUUGCUUGAAAUUGUUGAAGAACUGCUACAAAGCUUUGCCUGAAAAUGGAAAGGUCAUUAUCAUAGAGGCCACCAUGGCAGAUGAGUCAUCAGAGAUGACAUGUAUUUCAAGAGCCAUCAGCCAAUUAGAUGUAAGCAUGAUGACACAAAAUCCAGGUGGAAAGGAGAGAACUAAGAGAGAAUUUGAGGAAUUAGCUAAGGCAGCUGGAUUUGCUGGUGUCAAGUUCGAAUCCUACAUCUUGCCAUUUUGGGUUAUGGAAUUUUAUAAAUGACUUCGAGUAUAAACUUAAAUUUCAGACUUUCAUUCUGUUUAUUGCGACUAUGAAAAUAAGAACAUAAUGAACUUGUCAUGGAAGAUUAUGUUGUCAUUCUAUAUUAUGAAGCUACACAUAAAUGUAAAGGGACUCUUGUAAAAUUUGAUCCACAGACGUUGUGGUAAUUGUGAAAUACAAAUGUUUAAUAUUA